AUGCGCAUCAUGAUGAUGGGAGAGGAGACACAGCUGCGCCGAGGCGUCUCUUCGCAAGAGCGACGGCUAGUAUCUUCAGCCUCAGCCUCGCCGCCGCCGCUGCGCGCGCUUUACUCUCAGUUGUCGGCAGCUCUAGGCCAGUGUUGUGGUCACGUGGGCGUUUGAGUUGCGGCGCCCGCGGCUCUACUCCGGCGGGCUCUUUAUCGCUCGGCCCGCCCGCCUUGCGGCACCCACCCUUUGCCAGCCCGCCCCGCCCGCCCCCACCCACGCGCCAGGGCCGGCCUCAGUUGCUGCCGUGCGAUGCCGCUGGUGCGCUACCGGAAGGUCGUGAUCCUGGGAUACCGCUCUGUGGGUAAAACUUCUCUUGCUCACCAGUUCAUUGAUGGAGAAUUUAUGGAGUGUUAUGACCCCACGGUGGAAAGCACUUACAACAAAAUGUUGAUGAUGGGGAAAGAUGAAUUCCACUUGCAGCUAGUGGACACCGCAGGGCAGGACGAAUACACUAUCUUGCCUCACUCUUUUAUCAUUGGCAUCCAUGGCUAUGUGCUGGUGUAUUCCGUCACGUCUCUCAAGAGUUUUCAGGUGGUAAAGUCUCUACACAGCAAGUUAUAUGAAAGCAGAGGGAAGACAAGGAUGCCCGUAGUGCUUGUUGGCAAUAAAGCUGAUCUGUCGCUAGAAAGCCGUCAGGUCAAGACCGACGAGGGCAGGAAACUUGCUGAUUCCUGGGGGGCCGUUUUCUUGGAAUCUUCAGCGAAAGAAAACCAGAUGACUCAAGGUAUCUUCACAAAGGUCAUUGAGGAAAUCGAUCGUGUGGACAACUCAUACGGUGAACAACGCAGUUGCAUCCUGAUGUGAUGCCCACCUGAAGCCACACUGCUGGUGGGAGGGUGUGUGUCAGGAGAUUCAGGCCAACUCAGGACAGGUAUAGCAGCUACCUAGAGCCCUGAACAGCGGGUCUGAAGUGGCUUACGGGUAACCCACACACAGGCACAAUUAUACCUCAUUGCUCGUCCCCUAUAUGAGGCGGCCAUGUUUUGCACAUUAGUUUGCUGGAAGCAAUCUUUCUCUGUGUGUAUGUGUGUGUGUGUGUAUAUAUAUAUUGCCAAAUGUUUACAGAACUGGCAGGGAAGGAGUACAACAAUAUCUAUUUAUGCUUUUUUUUAUGGAGGGACUCGUCUGUAUAUUUAUAACAAAGUAUAAUCCAUAUACACACAAGUUUACACAGAUAGUUGUUCACUUCUUGGUGUAAUGGAGAGGCAGCUGAAUGUAAUGUUUUCCCCUAUGGAACCCAUUGAGGGCCAGUUCUUUGGUCAAUAGUUUUCCUUUGGUGGCAGCUGAACCGUGGAUUUGGACAUAGAAUUAUUUUUCAGAUGUGCCUCUUGCA
This is a messenger RNA of Elgaria multicarinata webbii, 1384 nucleotides long. It is a transcript of the gene RHEBL1, whose product is annotated as RHEB like 1. Lineage: Eukaryota; Metazoa; Chordata; Lepidosauria; Squamata; Anguidae. The record is from RefSeq and is a predicted model, not a curated record. Gene Ontology annotation, molecular function: GTP binding; GTPase activity; GDP binding. Gene Ontology annotation, cellular component: plasma membrane. Gene Ontology annotation, biological process: small GTPase-mediated signal transduction.